Messenger RNA from Rhizophagus irregularis DAOM 181602=DAOM 197198, 3104 nucleotides. Lineage: Eukaryota; Fungi; Glomeromycota; Glomeromycetes; Glomerales; Glomeraceae. The record is from RefSeq and is a predicted model, not a curated record.
AAAAAUUCAUAUAUAAUAACUAUAAUUCGAAUUAAAAAUUUUUUUUUUUUUUUUAAAAAAAAAAAAGAAAAAAAGUUAAUUUUUCCGAUUUUCCGAUUAAUCACAAAAUUAGAAAAGAUGCGAAGAUCGAUAAGAAAGUUAAAAAACAGAUGUAUAAAGUGCGGUGGAAUGUAUACAUAUGAACAAUAUAAAUGGUGUAAAACAUGUGAAAUAGGUCUAUUAAAAGAAAAUUUUAAAAAUUGGACCAGUAAAAAUGAAAAGAUUGAUAAUUUAAUUCAAAAAGUUCAAUUAAGAAUUAAUGAUCCGAAUGAUAUAAUGUUUGAAUGGGUACCAUAUGAUCAAUUUAAAAUUAAGGAAGUGGGUAAAGAUGGUCCCGCCACUGUAUAUUUAGCAAAAUGGAAGGAUGGUCCAUUACGUUGGGAUAAAAAGAAGUAUAUAAGAGAUUCGGAUAAAACCGUUGUCUUGAAAUGUUUGAACGUCUCACAUAAUGUGAAUUUAAGUGAUGAGGAUGUGGAAUAUUCAGUAAAAUGGUAUAUUGAUCUUAAGAUAUUUGGAAUAUCUCAAAAACCUGAUACGAAAGAUUAUCUUAUGGUUCUUAGUAAUAAAUAUUUUGAAGAAUAUUUCAAAGGAUAUUGUGUAAAAUGUGGUGAAAUGUAUAAGAAUACUCAACAUAAAUGGUGUAAAACUUGUUUAAUAAAAUAUUUGAAUGAAAAUUUUAAAAAUUGGACUAGUGGAAAUGAAGAUAUUGAUAAAUUGAUUCAAGAAUUUCAAUUAAAAAUCAAUGAUUAUAGAGAUAUAAUAAUUGAAUGGAUACCAUAUGAUAGGUUCGAUAAUAUUGAAGAAAUAGAAAUAGGAUUUACUUCUGUAUGUUCAGCAGUAUGGAAGGAUGGUCAAUUAAAGUAUGAUACAAAUGCAAAGAAAUAUCAAAGGAAUGGAAAUGGUAGAGUUACUUUAAAAUCCUCUCAAAAUACGUUGGACGAAUUAUUAAAUGAGGUCAAGGAUUAUUCUAUAAACAUUUACAGCAAUGCUCUUAAUAUUUAUGGAAUAUCUCAAAAUCCUAAUACUAAAGAAUAUAUUAUAGUUCUUCAAAAUAAAUAUUUUGAAAAAUAUUGUGAAAGUUGUGGGAAAACAUAUUCAAGAAUGCAUAAAUGGUGUAGAACAUGUCAAUUAGGUUAUUUAAAAAGAUAUUUUACAUGUGGUGAUGGUAAAAUUGAUGAAUUAAUUCAAGAUAUGCAAUCAAGAAUCAGUAAUCCAAAAGAUAUAAUAUUUGAAUUAAUACCAUACGAUCAAUUUGAUGAUGUAGAAAGAGAUCCCAUAGGAUACUCGGCAAUAUGGAAGGAUGGUCCAUUGGUCUAUAAUUCAGAUACAAGAAGAUAUAGUAGACUUCCAAAUGGAAAAUUCGCUUUAAAAUUAUUAGAUGGUUCAAAAGAUAUGAUUAGUGAAUUCAUUAUUAAGGUUAAAGAAUAUUCGAUAAAUAUUAGCAGCAAUAUUCUUAAAAUAUAUGGAAUAUCUAUACAUCCAGAUACAGGAGAUUAUUUACUGGUUUUUCAAGAUAAAUAUUAUGAAAAAUAUUGUGUACUGUGUAGUAAAAUGUAUUCAAAUAUGUAUAAAUGGUGUAAACCAUGUCAAAUUAAUUAUUUAAAGAAUUGUGUUAGUGGCGUGGACGAAAAAAUCGAUAAUUUCAUUCAAGAAAUGCAAUUAAAAGUCAAUAAUCCAAAAGAUUUGUUAUUUGAAUGGGUAUCACCUGAUCAAUUUUAUGAUCUUAAAGAGAUAGGAAAAGGGGGUUUUGCUACAGUAUAUUCAGCGAAAUGGGAAGAUGGUCCUUUAUCUUAUAAUGCGGAAACAAAAAAAUAUGAACGGAUACCUGAUAUGAGUUUUGCUUUAAAAUGUAUGGAUAAUUCACAAGAUAUGAUUGACGUGUUUUUAAAUAAGGUUAAAGAUUAUUCAAUUGAUUAUUUAGAUAAUAAGAUUAAAAUAUAUGGAAUAUCUCAAAAUCCGGAUACAAAUGAUUAUAUGAUGGUUCUUGGAGAUCAUUAUGGUGAAAUGUAUUGUAUAAAUUGUGAGAAACCGUAUAAAAAUGGGUAUAAAUGGUGUGAACCAUGUCAAAUGAAAUAUUUAAAAGGUGAAUUUAAAAAUUGGACCAGUGGAAAUGAAAGAAUCGAUUAUUUUAUUCAAGAAAUGCAAUCAAAGAUUGAUUGUCCAACCGAUAAUGUAUUUGAAUGGAUAUCAUUUAAUCAAUUUAGUAAUAUUAAAAAAAUAGGAAAAGAUGGGUAUACAACAGUAUAUUCAGCAGUAUGGAAAAGUGGACCACUAUGUUAUAAUUUACAUGACAAAAGAGAAUAUGCGAGAGAUUCAAAUAAAUCAGUUGCUCUAAAAUAUUUAAAUGAUUCUGAACAAUUGGUUAAUAACCUUUUUGAUAAGGUUAAAAAAUAUUCAAUAAAGAUCGAUGGUGAUUGUAUAAUACAUGGAAUAUCUCAGCAUGUAACUACAAAAGAAUAUAUUAUUGUACUUGAAAAUAAAUAUUGUGAUAGAUAUUGUAAAAUAUGUGGUAACGUAUAUAUAGAUAUAGAUUAUGGAUGGUGUAAAGAAUGUAAAGUAAUAAAUUAUACAAAUUGGAAUGGAAAUGAAAAAGUUGAUAAUUUAAUUCGAGACAUAAGAUCAGAAGCUGUUGAAUAUUUUGAUGAAGUGAAAAUAUCUGAAGUAUUUGAAUGGAUACCAUAUAAUAAUUUUGAUGAUAUAAGAGAAAUAGGAAAAGGUGGAUUUGCGUCAGUAUAUUCAGCGAUAUGGAAGGAUGGUCCAUUAUUUCAUAAAAGGAAGAAAGAUAAAUUAUCAAGAGCACCAGAUAAAAAAGUUGCAUUAAAAUGUUUAUGUAAUUCACAAUUUCUCACUGAUGAAUUUUUAAACAAGGUAUGGAUUUAUUUAUUUAUUUAUUUAAAAAAAAAUAAUAAACGGUAUAUCUUAUUAUUUGUAUUUUAAUAAUGAUUCAUUUUUUAUUAGGUUAAAAGAUACGCAAUUAAUAGUGUUGAUAAUUCCGGUAAAAUUCUUAAAGUUUAUGGAUUGACCCAAAAUCCAAAUACAAAAGAAUAUGUUUUAGUUCUUCAAUA